AUGGUCAGUACUGUCUCUGCCGUCGCCUAUCUCGGCUGCGCGCACUGGAGUGUACGACAUGCGGAAGAGCUCAAGAAACAGGACGGUGCCUUUCUGUCUCUUUCUGCGCUGUUAGGCGUACAAAAGGAUAUGGAGAUGGCUGUACAGGAUGAAAAAGCUCUCACAUUGGGCCAAGGUUUGCACUGGCUACGUGACGCGACAAGUUUUCUUCCUUCUACGGUCGCGCGUCCAUUUCUGUCGCUCUAUGUAUCAUGCGCGGAAACUUACUUGAACUUGCCAAGUUACAAGCAAGCAGCCAUUCCCAUUAUUGCUGUGAAUACUGGCGUGUUUCUUGCUUGGCUGGCCGCGCCUCGUUUCGGUCGACUGGUAUGGAUGCGACGCUAUUUUACUCAUCGGCCUACCUCUGGACGCCUUGUGACAUUACUUACCUCAGUGUUUAGCCACCGAUCCAUACCGCAUUUUGUGCUCAACAACGUCGCGCUAUAUUCGGUGGGUAGCUGGGCGAUUCAGGUGCUUCAAGCACGGCAGCUGGAUGCCUACCCUGACGCUGGCUCCUUUCCUCAGUUCCUUUCGUUCUACCUUUCGGCUGGCCUCUUUGCCUCAUUGGCCAGUCAUCUUGUGACAGCCUGGCAAUGGCGGAUGGCCGCCGGGCUUCGACUGUACGAAGCAGCCUGGGGGCCAGUGGUGCCAUAUAUGCGGCGUUUGCACUUUGUGCGUGUGCCAUGCCGCAUGUCCAGGUCAGCUUGA
This is a messenger RNA of Malassezia pachydermatis, 747 nucleotides long. Its product is annotated as integral membrane protease of the rhomboid family. Gene Ontology annotation, cellular component: membrane. The coding region runs from base 1 to 747 and encodes 248 amino acids. The transcript has 3 exons. Gene Ontology annotation, molecular function: serine-type endopeptidase activity. The record is from RefSeq and is a predicted model, not a curated record. Lineage: Eukaryota; Fungi; Basidiomycota; Malasseziomycetes; Malasseziales; Malasseziaceae.